AACGUAAACGUAAACGAAGGAAAACCAAAACAAACGAGGGAGCUCUCAAGAAUUUCCUAAUUUCCGAGGGUUUAGCCCCUCCGGCCGCUGUUUUGGCUCACGAUGGCCGCCAACGAGGAUAAUUCGUGGAGGACGCCAGCCUUCCGCCAAAGCGUCGUCGCCAAAAUAGAUGAAGCAAUCCGGGUCUCAGGAAUGCCGACCACCAGGAACAGCAUCGAAAUGGAGUCGCACGUCUUCCAGAAGGCCAAAAACAAGGAGGAAUAUUUGGGCUAUGUGGCUCGACUUAUUCUGCACGUCAGGGAAAUGAACUCGAAAAAAGGGACUCACGCUACAGCUGGUGGUGCAGGUGCUUCCAUCCAGGGUGUGGGGCAAGGUAUUCCAGACCCGAUAAACGCCCUGCAGACGCUCGCUCGGCAGGGGGCGAAUCCGCUGAUGGUCACCGGGAUGCCCGGGGCCGGGGGCCAGAUGCAGCAGAUGCCGCCCGGACAGCAAAUGGCGGGCCAGGUGGCGCAGCAGGCCCAGCAGCAGAUGCCGCCGGGCAUGAUGGUCGGCCAGAUGAUGGGCCAGCAGCCUCAGCAGGGCAUGAUGCCCGGACAGCCCCAGCCCAACCCCCAGCAGGGACAAAUGAGCCCCGCUAUGGUGCAGCAGUUUGGUCCUCGUCCCGGAGUGCAGCCGAUGCAAGGGAUGCCGAACCGGAUGCCGCCCAACAUGGGCAUCCCCAUGGGCCAGAUGAGCGGUUAUCAAGUGCAGUCUCCCCAACAGAUGCCGAAUCAGCUGGCCCAAUUGCAGCUGCAGCAGCAACAGUUGCAACAACAGCAACAACAACAGGCCGCCCAACGAAAGCAAGCGGAGAUGGCGAUGGCCGCAAACGCCGGAAACCAGCCGCCGUUUGGUCCGAGGGCCGGCACGCCGAACCAGGCCUUCCUCGGCCAGAGCCCCAAUCCUACAGUCAAUCCAGGCUCUGUCCCCUCCCCAGCAGGGGGCAUGGGACCUGGUCUGCAGCCAGGCACGUUGGCGGGGUCACCGGCCAUGGUUGCAUCCCCGAGUCCACAAAUGGGCACUCCCCUGGGCGGCCCGCCAGGAAGCGUUGGACCUCCAAGGUCCAUGGCAAUGGUUGCGUCGCCUUCCAGCUCUUUGAACACGCCGGCGAUGGCGAAUUCGAGUCCGUGCGCCACGCAGGAGGACCACGUUUACAGGGAAAAGGUGCGUCAGCUGAGCAAGUACAUCGAGCCGUUGCGCAAAAUGGUGGCGCGCAUCGACGAAGAGGACGCCGAGCGCCACAAGAAGAUGAAAAAUCUGCUCGAGUUGCUGACAAACCCGACCAAGCGCAUGCCCAUCGACACGCUGAUCAAGUGCGAAAAGGUCUUGGAAAAACUCGAUUUUAAAAGGGGUGAAGUCGUGUCCGUUCCUCCGGCGCCUCAGUUGAACGUGUACAAGGAGCACGACAUGUUCAGUCCUUUGAUGGACGUCAUUUCCGCCAAUGUUUGCAACCCUCUCUUCAACCACACUCUGCAACGCACUUUUGGACCCGUCGUCGACGCUCUUGUCAAAAAUGACCUUGCUCGUCUGCUGCCUGUGACGCGAAAGCGAAAAAUUGCCGACCCUCCGGACGAGACUCCUGAAGCCCUGCAAGGAGAAAUCGCCCGGCUGGACCAAAGAUUCAAGGUGAGUCUGAAUCCGAACCAGCACCCAGGGUCGCUGGCCAUUCACCUGACUUGCUGGCUGGACGACAAGCACCUUCCGAUCGUACCUCCCAUCAACCUGACCGUCCCUGAGGACUACCCUUCCAGCAAUCCAAAGUGUGACCUGGCUGCUGACGAAUACGCAUCGACGCCGUUCCUGAGUGCCGUUCAGAAGGCUCUGGCAGCGCGGAUCCACAUGCUGCCGAGCUCGUACUCGGUGUCGCAGCUGCUGGACACUUGGGAGAUGUCCGUGCGACAGGCCUCCUCGCCCGCACACACUGCCGAAAUGUCUCAAGUCAGCGUCUCCCUCGGCCUUUAAAAAACCUUAGAUCUAUGACUGUGAAAAUUGUUGGUUAAAAAGCGUGUUUCUUUGGAAAAUAAGUCAUUUAAUAAUCAUAACAUCAACGCUGA
Molecule: messenger RNA, 2093 nt
Organism: Cloeon dipterum
Lineage: Eukaryota; Metazoa; Arthropoda; Insecta; Ephemeroptera; Baetidae
Product: mediator of RNA polymerase II transcription subunit 15-like
Exons: 14
Coding region: 103-2001 (632 amino acids)
Biological process (GO): regulation of DNA-templated transcription
Molecular function (GO): transcription coregulator activity
Source: RefSeq, a predicted model, not a curated record